GCCGCGCGGCCCCCUGCCCUUCCGCUCUCCGCCAUGGACGCAGCGCCCGCGCCCGCUCUCCUGGGCGUCCCGCCGGCUGAGGUGCUGGAGGACGUGUUGCGGGAGCAGUUCGGGCCGCUGCCCCAGCUGGCCGCCAUCUGCCGGCUCAAGCGGCUGCCCUCCGGAGGCUACUCCUCGACCGAGGACCUCCAGUUGGUGCUGGAGCGGCGGCGCGUGGCCAACGCCAAGGAGCGCGAGCGGAUAAAAAAUCUCAAUCGUGGUUUUGCUAAACUGAAGGCACUUGUGCCAUUUCUUCCCCAAAGCAGGAAGCCUAGCAAAGUUGAUAUCCUUAAAGGUGCAACAGAAUACAUACAAGUUCUCAGUGAUGUUUUGGAAGGAGCCAAAGACUCUGAGAGACAAAAUCCGGAUCACCAGAACUAUAGGAACAAUCCUUCUGAACCAUCUAUGUCCUUGGCUAGAGAUCUAUCCAGAAACAUCAGCCAGCAUGCCUGCUGUACUGUGGGCUUGAAGAACGAGGAGGAAAGGCCCUGGGCAGAUGGUGGCAGUGGUGAGUCAGCAUACACUUGUCGCCAGAGCGUGAUGUCUACGACUGGAGUUAUCUCCCCAACCAGGAGUCUGGUAAAGUGUUUCUUCUUAAAUAGCCACAUGGGGGUCAAAAAACUCAAAAUAUUUUCCUUGAGGUGUGUGGAAUUUUCCAGGCUAAAAGAUGAUUGA
This is a messenger RNA of Mirounga angustirostris (Northern elephant seal), 714 nucleotides long. RefSeq names its product folliculogenesis specific bHLH transcription factor (gene FIGLA). The record is from RefSeq and is a predicted model, not a curated record. The transcript is spliced from 3 exons. Gene Ontology annotation, molecular function: RNA polymerase II transcription regulatory region sequence-specific DNA binding; DNA-binding transcription factor activity, RNA polymerase II-specific; protein dimerization activity. Gene Ontology annotation, biological process: regulation of transcription by RNA polymerase II; developmental process. Lineage: Eukaryota; Metazoa; Chordata; Mammalia; Carnivora; Phocidae. The coding region runs from base 34 to 714 and encodes 226 amino acids.